UUCAACCAACUUUCAACUCUCUUUUUUCUUUCUUUUAUUCCUCAACGAGUGAAACCCUUAAAUGUACAGAUCUCCACCAUCUUCGGUUCUCUAAAAGUUGGAUCAAAAAUUGAGAUCAACUGUCAGAGUGAAGGAUCGAGACCACCAGCUGGGAUAUCUUGGAGAAAAGGUUUAGAAAACAUCGAUCACUUAGCUGUGCAAAACAUCUAUGGAAGCAUAACUUUUAGCACUCUUACUUUUGUUCCUAAAAUUGAAGAUCACAACAAAACGUUGACGUGUGAAGCUUUAAACCUAAAGCUUCCAAGAAGUUCCUUGCACGACAGCUGGACUCUAAACAUUUUGUACCCACCUCAACUUACUCUUGUCUUUGGUGCUAGCGUGCAACACGCACAUAUCCACGAAGGAAGCGACGUAUAUUUCGAAUGCAACAUUCAAUCCAACCCUUCAAUAACUGACAUCAAGUGGAUCUUUCAAGGUCAAAAUGUUGCUAAAGAUUCUCUUAGAGGGGUCAGCAUCCGAAAUCACUCCCUUCAUCUCCAUAGUGUCGAUCAAAGUCACAAAGGCUCUUAUCAAUGUGAAGCCUUCAACUCUGAAGGAAAAGGUCAAAGUGAAGAAGUGCUACUUAAAAUAUAUUAUACUCCAAUGUGCGUACACAAACAUAGGCGAAGUUAUGGUGUUGGAAAAAACGAAAAAAUUAAUGUGAGUUGCAAUGUGGAGUCUGAUCCCGAAGUGAUUGAAUUUUGGUGGAGAUUCAGCAAUCCUCUGAAUGAGACAAGAGAGAUUAGGACGUUCAAAAAUGACGUGAAAAAAUCCAAGAGUGUUGCAAGAUACAUUCCAUUAAACGAAAACGAUUAUGGCUCUCUGAUUUGCUAUGCAAGAAAUGCUGUCGGAAUCAUGAGGCAACCGUGCAUUUUUGAAAUAACUCCAACAGGUCCUCCAGAACCAUUACAAAACUGCACCGUCAGCAACCAAUCAUACAAUUCUUUAUUCAUAUCGUGCAAAGAAGGGUAUGAUGGCGGAAGAAAACAGGCCUUCUUCUUAGAGAUGUACAGCGUCAAGGAAGAAAUAUUACUCGUCAACAUAUCAUCAACCGAUAAACCAAGUUUUCUAGUGAAGGGAUUGCCUUCCCACGUUUCGUUCAUCAUUAUAAUUUAUUCAUCCAACUCAGAGGGUCGAAGUUCAUCAGUAGCACUCACUGCAACGACAUUAUUAUCAGGUGAAACAUUGACAGAUAAGAAAAGUAAUGUGAUAGGAGCAGAGUUAAUAGCAACGCUUACAGUACUUGUGGCUCUAUCCUUGCUGGCUGUAGCUGCAAUAGUUGUAGUAUAUAGGAAUAAAACUAACAGCAUAUCUCAUGAAGUACGAGUUCCUCAAAAUGAAGUUAUAGAAAAAAGUCCAAAACCAACGAGUUUUUUUAUUCAUGAAAACAGUCCAUAUUCCUAUCAUUCAACUGAAGUUUCAGCAGAAUAUAUUGAUCUAACGUCAAAAACUUCUCCCGAAUUUCUGUAUGAAACGUCAAUUGUUAAAAAAUCAGUUCAAUAUGAGAUAAGCAUGUGUAAGCCAUGCAUUCAAGAAGAAGAGAGUGAAGAGGUUGCUGAUCAUAGCAGGGAGUGAUAAGAACACAUCUACUCAUCAAUCAUCAUCAUGAGAUCUAACUUUUAUCUUAUCUAUUGUAUUAUCAGUGGGCUUGUUACAGAAAGAGAGAGAGGGAGAGCUGUUGGAAUCGAAUUAUAUUUAAAAUUUUCUACAUUUUUUUAAAGGUACCAUAAUUUUGUUUUA
Molecule: messenger RNA, 1779 nt
Organism: Parasteatoda tepidariorum (common house spider)
Lineage: Eukaryota; Metazoa; Arthropoda; Arachnida; Araneae; Theridiidae
Source: RefSeq, a predicted model, not a curated record